Molecule: messenger RNA, 3368 nt
Organism: Manduca sexta (tobacco hornworm)
Lineage: Eukaryota; Metazoa; Arthropoda; Insecta; Lepidoptera; Sphingidae
Gene: Sugb
Product: major facilitator superfamily domain-containing protein 6
Exons: 14
Coding region: 212-2419 (735 amino acids)
Cellular component (GO): membrane
Molecular function (GO): transmembrane transporter activity
Source: RefSeq, a predicted model, not a curated record
GCUCCGCAGGCGCAGACUGCAUGUUUUAUACAAACCGCGAUUGGCGUUCAAUAAAAAGAUCGUCUUUUUGUGUUUUACAAAAUUUUAAUCAUUAUGUGAACGAAUUACAUUCUAUUCGAAAUACUAUUAAUAAAAAAGUGGUCGUUUAUCUACUCAAAGCUAUUAUCUACAAGUUUUGUGUCAUUGCAUGUAAAGUGAAUGAACGGACAAAAUGAACAUGGAAGUAAAUUACAAGCUUCUGCCCAUAAAAGGGCACUUCUUCUUCUUCAAUGCAGGCACGGCACCUCUGGUCCCAUACUUGUCUACACUCGCUAGGCAGUUGGGAUUCUCUUCGGGAACUGUCGGCUUAAUUUACACGGUGUUGCCGAUUUUUGGACUAAUUGCGAAACCUUUGUUCGGCAUUGUGGCGGACAGGUUCAAACAGCAAAAAUUGAUUCUGAUACUCGCACAAAUUGUGACUAUAGUUAGUUUCUUCUCGAUAUAUUUCCUGCCGCAAAAUCUGCAGGAAAUAUCCGUCGAACUAGACUGCAACGGUGUUACUGUACUAAAAAGUUGCUACCAACACGCUAACAGUAUUGACACGUGCAGAGUUAACUCGCUGGGGGACAUGAAGGAGCAUGCUUCUUGCAGGAUGAAUUGCGAUAUGUCGUCGCCUAAGAUGUGGCAGACCGUUUGCGAACAUUGGCAUAUUCCUGAAUAUUGUUAUUCCACUACCGACAGAAUUCAAUAUCUGACACACGUUACUCAUGUCUCACUGGAAGCGGACAAAUGCGCGUACAUCAAAGCAGACAAUGUCACACUGGACGGGUACGACUACAAGCCGCAAUGCCGCAUUGGCGGUGAAUAUGUGGAUAUCAAUGAACCGUGCACGCUGAACUGUACCAACCCGAGGCUUUACGACGCCAUUGGGGACUACAAACCGAACAUGACUUGCCUCAACAGAAAUCUUAAUUACCGUCUUUGCACAAAUAAUACGGAUGAGUUGAAGGAACUGGCAAGUGCACAGCAAGACAGCGAGUGUCGGGUAUCGUGCGAACUAGACAAGAAGUCGCCGUGGCGUCUGAUGGAGAUAUGUGAAGGCUGGCAUGCAGAUGCGGCCAACACUUGCUAUCCGAGGACCAAUGAGGGCGAGUCUUUCCCAAGCAACUUAUCCUUCGUUAGCAUCAUCGAUCUGUCCACGACCAUCUCUGAGCACGAGUGUGUUUAUAUACAACUUAAGAAUAUAGAAAUGCCUGACGGUUCCAUCCACCAUCCUUACUGCGAAUCGAAAGCACAGCAUGAAGUCCAAGCAAAAUUGUUCUAUACUUCGUGUUCUGUCAACUGUAAUAAUACAAUGGUUAACGAGAUGUUCCAAGCGGCGAUGGACAGCAAAACCGAAAACGAGUCACAAUUCUCACAGCUUUUCUGGUUAUUUUUCCUGUUGAUGAUCAUAAGCUGGGUCGGUCAAGCAAUUAUAGUCACAUUUGCUGAUGCUAUAUGCUUCAAUUUGCUUGGUGUGGAGGUGUCACUAUACGGUAAACAAAGACUGUGGGGUUCUGUGGGUUGGGGUAUAUUCUCUUUGCUGACUGGCAUACUUAUUGACGUGAUGAGCGACGGAGCAUACAAAAACUACUUUAUUGCCUUCAUAUUUAUGCUCAUUUUCCUUUCCUGUGAUGUACUGGUAUCCUGCUUUUUGAAUGUGAAAUCAACAAAAGUGUCCAUGAACAUCUUAGCAGAUGUUGGUACGCUGGUGUCGUCUUUACCAACAUUUGUGUUCAUGCUGUGGACAAUAUCUGUAGGCUUGUGCACCGGCCUGCAGUGGCAAUUCCUGUUCUGGCUCUUGGAGGAUGUAUCGGCUUCAAACUGCACCGGCUCUGAAUACAUCAAAACAUUGCAGGGUCUUGUUAGUGCUAUCCAGACUUUCUUUGGCGAAAUACCUUUUCUCUUUGUCUCAGGAUACAUACUAAAGAAAAUCGGGCACACUCACAUGAUGAAUAUAGUUUUGUUCACGUUCGGCGUACGAUUCUUGCUGUACUCUUGCCUGACAAACCCCUGGUGGGUGCUGCCUAUUGAGAUGUUACAAGGAGUCACGUUUGGCAUGUUCUACCCGACGAUGACGUCAUACGCAAGUAUCGUGUCGCCACCCGGAACUGAAACGACGGUACAGGGUGUUGUCGGUGCUGUGUUCGAAGGCGUGGGCACUUCGCUUGGCAGUCUGAUCGGUGGCAGACUGUACCAGGCGUACGGCGGAUGGAUAACGUUCCGCGCAUUCGGCUUCGGCGCCCUGAUCUGCUGCGCCAUGCAUAUCCUCGCCGGAUACGUGUUUAAAGUGAAACUCGACCAAGAUGGCGUAUCAGAAGGGUAUACAUCAGUCAUCAGAUAUGAACAACCGAACGAUAUGGUGUAUAUGUUAGAAGAUAUGGGCGACAGCAGGUCGUGAUGUAUAAAGAUGUCGGUAUCUAUAUAAUUAAAAAGGUUGUAAUUUUAAGAAUUAAUGUAUGAAUUAACAUUUUUAUAAGUACUUACAUUUUCUAAGUUAGGACAAGUGAUAUAUUAAUUAGGGUGCACUGAGAUGCUUUUUUUAUGAAAUAUAGGUACUUAUAUAUUUUAUUUUAAGUUAUAAUCAAUUGUGUGUUUAGAGCACGUAAUAUGUUCUAUGAACAGUUUACUAUUAUACAUUAUGAUGUUAUCUACGUUUUUACUAGGAAAUUUAUGUUAUAUUUGUGGUCUUUUUAGCAGGAUAAUAUAGCUUUUAUAGUACAAUUGACAUAGGAUAAAAUAUAUGCUAUUAGAGCAUGAAUAUUUGGUUAGAUUUUAGGACUGGUCUUGCUUGUGAUAAAAAUUGGACCAAUUGUUAUUUUACUAUGGUGAUCAGGUACUUAAAGCGCUUGACUCACAUUAAUGAAAUUGUAAAGUAUUUUAAUGAAACAUUCAUAUAUUUCUUUUGGCAUAAAAUAACUUCAACACACCAGAGAAGGUUUCCUCUCAACAUGCAGCCAUACGCACAUAAUUUUGUAUAUUUUUUGCAAGUCAAUGGCACAUACGUCGGAACAUAAAUAUAUAUCAUGAUUAAUUGAAUACUUUUUUAAAAUUAGCUAUAUAAUAUUAUACAUUUUGAUGUUAAUGUUUUUAAUACCUACAUAAUUUAUGUAACUAAACAUGUAUGUAAGCGCUAAGAUCAUUUUUGAGAUGUCAAGCAAAUUUUAUUUUUAAAUUGUUAUUUAACGGUUAUUUAUGUGCGAUGCUUAUGACAAUAUGGUGUAAAUUUAUUUAUAUUAUUUCUGCUUUGUUAGUUCAAAAGCAGAUAAAUGACAAGAAAAUUAAGUGCUCAAUACAUGCCAAAUUCUACUUAGAUGUAUUUAAAAUUAUAUGAAUGAGCCUCUGGACUU